Molecule: messenger RNA, 1670 nt
Organism: Phoenix dactylifera (date palm)
Lineage: Eukaryota; Viridiplantae; Streptophyta; Magnoliopsida; Arecales; Arecaceae
Cellular component (GO): membrane
Source: RefSeq, a predicted model, not a curated record
UGACGUAUUGUUUUUCCCCGUCCUCCUCCGGUUAAAAAGGAGCUAAAGUGCGAUUUUCCCCACCUCUCCUUCCCUGUGGUCUAGGGUUUCUCAGAUCAGGAUAUUAGGGUUUCUUAGAUCAGGACAUUAGGGUUUCUUGCCAUCCCGAAGAAGGAGAAGAAGGAGAAGAAGAGGAGUUCGAGGGGAGAUGUGGGCGGCGUCGUGCCUCGCUUCGUGCUGCGCGGCCUGCGCCUGCGAGGCGUGCCGGUCGGUUGUCGGCGGGAUCAGCCGCCGCUCCGCCCGCAUCGCCUAUUGCGGCCUCUUUGCUCUCUCCCUCAUCGUCUCCUGGAUCCUCCGCGAGGUUGCUGCCCCCCUCAUGGAGAAACUCCCCUGGAUCAAUCACUUCCAUCGGACGCCGGAUAGGGAGUGGUUCGAGACGGAUGCCGUGCUUCGUGUCAGCCUCGGGAAUUUCCUCUUCUUUACGAUCCUGGCCCUUCUGAUGGCGGGGAUUAAGGAUCAGAAGGAUCCACGCGAUCGGCUGCACCAUGGUGGAUGGAUGGCGAAGAUCGUGUGCUGGUGCGUGCUGGUGAUUCUCAUGUUCUUCGUUCCCAAUGGCCUCGUCAGCUUCUAUGAGACAAUAUCAAAAUUUGGGUCGGGAUUGUUUCUUCUGGUUCAGGUUGUUCUCUUGUUGGACUUUGUACAUGGAUGGAAUGACAGUUGGGUCUCAAACGAUGAGCAGUUCUGGUACAUGGCAUUGUUCAUUGUCUCUCUUGUUUGCUAUGUGGCCGCAUUCUCAUUUACAGGACUGUUGUUUCACUGGUUCACUCCAUCGGGACAUGAUUGUGGCCUCAAUACCUUUUUUAUUGUUUUGACAUUGAUUCUUGUCUUUGUUUUUGCAGUUGUUGCAUUGCAUCCAAAGGUAAAUGGCAGCUUAUUGCCAGCAUCAGUUAUCUCGCUCUACUGCACUUACCUCUGCUACAGUGGGCUCUCUAGUGAACCAAGGGAUUACGAGUGUAAUGGUCUCCAUGGUCACUCAAAAGCUGUCUCAACUGGAAGUCUUACUCUGGGAUUGCUGACUACUGUCCUCUCUGUUGUCUAUUCUGCUGUUCGCGCUGGUUCUUCAACAACUCUGCUCUCACCCCCGAGUUCACCACGUGCCAGUUCUGAGAGGCCUUUGCUUCCCUUUGACAAGGUAGAGCAGCAGGAAGACAGGAAGAAGGAUGAGGCUAAGCCUGUCUCCUAUUCAUAUUCCUUCUUCCACCUCAUUUUUUCCCUUGCCAGCAUGUACUCGGCUAUGCUUCUUACUGGCUGGUCCACGUCCGUUGGUGAAAGUGGUAAGCUUGUUGAUGUCGGGUGGCCCUCUGUGUGGGUCAGGAUUGUGACUGGGUGGGCCACAGCAGCUCUCUACAUCUGGUCUCUAAUUGCUCCCAUUCUCUUCCCAGAUAGGGAGUUCUGACUCCCAAGUAUGUAAAAGGAUGCAAUAAUUAUUUGGGACGCAAGUCCAGUAUCAUUGAGUCUGUACAUGUCUCUGUACACAGCUCUCGAUGCUGCAUUUGUGGAGGAAUCUGUAUUAUAGAUGCAGGCUAAACUUAUGUGUGAUUCAAGAAUGAUAGAGAUGUUGCUAUAAUGUUUGGAAUUGUAACCAUGGUGCUUCAUAAUUGAACAGUAAGAUGGUCAUCCUUUCUUGUGCA